Sphaerulina musiva SO2202 is the source of this 1235-nucleotide messenger RNA. Its product is annotated as ARP2/3 actin-organizing complex subunit Sop2. NCBI's taxonomy places the organism in Eukaryota, Fungi, Ascomycota, Dothideomycetes, Mycosphaerellales, Mycosphaerellaceae. The coding region runs from base 38 to 1150 and encodes 370 amino acids. Gene Ontology annotation, biological process: Arp2/3 complex-mediated actin nucleation. The transcript has a single exon. The record is from RefSeq and is a predicted model, not a curated record. Gene Ontology annotation, molecular function: actin filament binding. Gene Ontology annotation, cellular component: Arp2/3 protein complex; actin cytoskeleton.
CGACAGUAGAGAGUCCCCCCCUCCUGUCUAUGCGAUAAUGGCUUCUCCCCAAGUGCACCACCUCUUCCACGCGCCCAUUGCCGACCACUCCUUCUCCGCCGACCGCAGCACUCUCGCCGUCACGCGGGACUCCAAUGUCGAGCUCUACUCCACCUCCUCUAACAAGUUCACUCUCCAGGACGAACUUCGCGGUCACGACAAAACAGUCACUGGCGUCGACAUCGCUCCCUCUUCCGGUAGGAUUGUCACCUGCUCUCAAGACCGAAAUGCAUACGUCUGGGAGCCCUCCCCACAAGGAGGCUGGAAGCCGACUUUGGUACUGCUGAGAAUCAACCGAGCUGCAACGUGCGUGCGAUGGUCUCCCAACGAGUCCAAGUUUGCCGUGGGAAGUGGAGCUCGGAUCAUCGCAGUCUGCUACUUCGAAGAAGAGAAUGACUGGUGGGUAUCCAAGCACUUGAAGAAGCCACUACGCUCUACCGUUACCUCAGUAGCAUGGCACCCCAACUCCGUCCUCCUCGCGGCGGGAUCCACAGAUGGCCAUGCACGGGUUUUCUCCUCUUUCAUUAAAGGGACGGAUCAGCGUCCGGAAGCUAGUGUCUGGGGCGAACGUCUACCCUUCAAUACCGUCUGCGGAGAAUACCUCAACUCGACGGCAGGAUGGGUUCACAGUGUAGCUUUCUCUCCUUCGGGCGAUGCGCUGGCUUUCACCGCACAUGACAGCAGCAUCACAGUGGUGUACCCUUCUGCGCCCGAACAACCACCAUCAGCUGUGAUCUCCAUCAACACUCAACUCCUCCCCUUCGCAGACCUCCUCUGGAUCUCUGAAUCGGAGAUUGUGUGCGCUGGCUAUGACUGUGAAGUCUACAAAUUCGGCGGAUCGGUUUCAGGCUGGCAGCUCACUGGUUCGCUGGAGAAAGCUGGCGCGGGGCCUGGCCAGGGCGUCGUGAGAGAGGAAAGUGCAUUGAACAUGUUCCGAUCGAUGGAUUUGAAGGGCAGAGGCGGAGGUUCAGUGGACGAUACGAAACUGAGGACGGUGCAUCAGAACACUAUCAACAAGAUUCGUGCUUAUAAUGGGGGAGGCAGUACGGGAUCGGUCAGCCAGAUUAGUUCUGCAGGCGUGGAUGGAAGGGUGGUGAUUUGGAAGUUGUGAUUCAAAUUGACUCCGUACGGUCCAUGAUGAGAUUCCCGUGUCAUGUGGCUAGAAUAGGUGUGUAGCUCCAACUCGAAAAUGACGA